Dacryopinax primogenitus is the source of this 210-nucleotide messenger RNA. RefSeq lists its product as uncharacterized. Lineage: Eukaryota; Fungi; Basidiomycota; Dacrymycetes; Dacrymycetales; Dacrymycetaceae. The record is from RefSeq and is a predicted model, not a curated record. The coding region runs from base 1 to 210 and encodes 69 amino acids. The transcript has 2 exons.
AUGUUUGGUGCGGUAGAAGCCAAUGGCGAUGCCGAAAACGGUCGACGGGGUCGCUCUGCCGACAGAGGCAUUCGUGACGGGAGAGAAGAGGAGCACACGCACGAAGAAGACGAAGAAGCCCAGGCCGACAGAGAUGUUGUAGAGCGCGCUCACGUCAAAAGGCACAAGAACACCAUUCGAGGCAUGUCUUCAUGUGCGGUUCAUCCUUGA